AUAUUUAUAUCCCUUUUAACACUUACUUCCAAAGCUUCUUUUAUCCAUUGUUUCUCUUGUUUAUUCAGUAAAAAAAAAACAGCAUAAACUACCUUCCCCAAAGAAGAAACUUUAGAUUUCCAAAAGUCUAAUCCAAACUUCUUUUCCUGAUUUAUAUAGAAUCAUAGUACUUGAUCAGUUUGCAUCCUUCAUUUCUUCUUUUUCUUCCCAAAGGUACAAUCUUUCUACUGUUUUUCACUGCCAAACACUCCCUUAAAAUUUUGGGUUGUCCAAAUCAUCCUAACUUCAAGUACGAUAAUAUGUACUUACAACAACAACAACUACGCCGUUGGGAGUACUUACAAUGAUGAAUCCAUUGUACUCGGUGAAAGAGGAGUACCCCGGAUCAAGCUCCGGUGGUGGCGGCGGUGAGCCACCGCCGCCGGUAAUGACAUCACCACAGCCAAUGGAGGGGCUACACGACAUUGGUCCACCACCAUUCCUCACAAAGACAUAUGAAAUGGUGGAUGAUUCAAGCACAGAUCAUGUUGUUUCUUGGAACAGAGGUGGUCAAAGCUUUGUUGUUUGGGAUCCUCAUGCCUUCUCCACUAGUCUACUCCCCAGAUUCUUCAAACAUAACAACUUCUCUAGCUUUGUCAGACAACUAAAUACUUAUGGAUUUAGAAAGAUUGAUCCAGAUAGAUGGGAAUUUGCAAACGAGGCAUUUCUAAGGGGAAACAAACAGCUUCUAAGGAAUAUCAGGAGACGAAAAACAACUAAUUCUCAGCUUCUGCCUACAGAACAAGCUCUUGGUCCUUGUGUUGAAUCAGGAAGGUUCGGAUUUGAUGGAGAAGUUGAUCGAUUGAGGCACGACAAGCAAGUUUUAAUGAUGGAAUUAGUGAAGCUUAGACAGCAACAACAAAACACUCGAUCUUACCUUCGAUCGUUGGAGGUUAGGUUACAAGGAACACAGAGGAAGCAACAACAAAUGAUGAAUUUCUUAGCAAGAGCUAUGCAAAAUCCCGAGUUUGUCCAACAGUUGAUCCGACAAAAAGAGAAAAGAAAGGAACUAGAAGAGGCUAUAACUAAAAAAAGACGACGACCUAUUGAUCAAGGGCCUAGUACAUUGGAUGUUGGAGGAUCAAGCCGUCCCAUAAAAUCAGAACCUUUGGAAUUCGGAGAGGGUAGUGGAUUCCAAGUAUCCGAACUUGAAGCACUUGCAUUAGAAAUGCAGGGAUUUGGUAGAGCAAGAAGGGACCAACACGAAGAAGAGACGAGAGAAGGGCUCGGGCAAUUUGGCAACACGGAUAGAGAACUCGACGAGGGAUUCUGGGAAGAGCUAUUUAACGAUGAGGACGUGUCUGGAAAUGAAGAUGGCGAAGAGGAAGAUGUAAAUGUCUUGGCAGAGAGGUUGGGUUUCUUGGAUUCGAGCCCUUAGUAGAAGCCUGUAGACUAAUUUAGUUGGUGCAAUUUUUCGAAAACUCCUGGACCAUGAACAUCUAAACUAGUAAAACAGAUCAUGUAAAAUCUUGUAUGGACCUAAAUUGUUUUAUUUACUACUCUUACUAUUUAACUUAUAUCUCUUGAUUCUGUGUAGUUGGUUCUGAAGUGUUCAAUGAAGAAUGAAGAAAGCAGCUAAAUGGAUAUGACUGCCUAAUCUUUGGUAGUUUUUCUUCUGGAACCAAUAUUCCAGUCCCUUUCUGUGUAAAUUUAGGCCUUAUUAGUCAUAACAUAGUAGGAUUUUUAAUGUCAUUUCAACUUUUUGCAAUUGACAGGAUAGAUUUUUGAAGCACUCAAGAGUCAAGUCUGAAAAUUUCUUCUUGGUGUUUCUGGUUACUUUAACAUUCUGAAUUACUGGUUUCCUUCCACUGCCUUUAUUACAUCUUAACUUCUCAGUCUUGUUUUUCUCUGGAUCCAAAUGCAGGCAUAGGUUAUGCAGAUUUUGGUCAAGUCUAUUGGUCUUUGAAGGUUGUUGUAAAUUCUCACUUUGGGUGAUAUAUUGGUCAUUAAGUAAUGUUGCAAUAUUUUGUUUAUGUGGUGUUUAGAUUGCUGUCUUGAUGAUGAAGCAGCUAAAAGUAGAAAUGCCAGUUACUCCAGAAUCAAGAUUUUA
This is a messenger RNA of Nicotiana tabacum (common tobacco), 2089 nucleotides long. Its product is annotated as heat stress transcription factor A-7a-like. The record is from RefSeq and is a predicted model, not a curated record. Gene Ontology annotation, molecular function: DNA-binding transcription factor activity; RNA polymerase II cis-regulatory region sequence-specific DNA binding. NCBI's taxonomy places the organism in Eukaryota, Viridiplantae, Streptophyta, Magnoliopsida, Solanales, Solanaceae. Gene Ontology annotation, cellular component: nucleus. Gene Ontology annotation, biological process: cellular response to heat; regulation of transcription by RNA polymerase II.